AUGUUCACGCUAUGCCUGAAGGACCAUGUAUCUGGGGGCAUCUCCAAGCCUUUCCUCAUCCACUACUUUGGCGGGAAUGUGACUGUUGUCCUCAAUGAUGGUCGCUGCUCCAUCAACGAGACGGACAAGUUUUAUUAUUACAGGAUAACUGGCGCCCCCUCCCAGUGUGGAGGCCAAACGCUUAUUAACAGGACGCAUGUGGAGUUGAGGAACGCGCUGACUGUGACGCUCAGCAGCGGGAGAUCCAUCACACGGAGGGACCUGAAGGUGCUGUGGACCUGUGCCUACCCGCUGCUCCAGACCAGCACAGCCGCAUGAAGCCUGGUCUGGACUGGGUUACCUCUCACAGUGUGGUGCAGGUGAAUUCGUCCCGCCUCCUGGAGAUCAGCAUGGCCUUGUACAGUGACUCAUCUUACUCAUACAACUACACUGGCCCUGUGGAGCUCCCUUCUGCAGAGCAGCUGUACAUCCAGGUGACCCUGCACUGUGAGAACAGCCUGGCCUACAACAUGAGCCUACAGCUGGAGUCCUGCUGGGCCACACAGACCGCAGACCCACAAGAGGAGAAGAAGGCUUUUUUCCUGAAGGGGGGCUGCCCAAACGACAGAACCUUCCGCUGGUACCUCCAGAGCAGUUCCCCUCAAAGGAAGAGGUUCUCCAUUCAGAUGUUCACCAUGUCUGACCACUCCCACAUCUACCUUCACUGCCUGAGCAGAAUAUGCAGCCAAGAUGAGAACUGCACAACGAACUGCUCUCCCAGGCAAAACCAGAAGGUGAGAAGAGAUCUACCGGACAAACUCACAGCUAUUCUUUCAGCAGGACCCAUCUCUGCAGCAAAGAGGAAACUGACAAACUGGCCUGGAGCCCAGAUCAUGCUAUCAGUGGCCGGAGGAUUGAUUGGCCUCUUUUUUCUGACAGCACUGGGUGUGCGUGCAGCACAAGCUAUAACACAGCGCAACCCCAGACAUCAAUAAAGUGUGUAUACCUGCA
This is a messenger RNA of Anguilla rostrata (American eel), 990 nucleotides long. RefSeq names its product pancreatic secretory granule membrane major glycoprotein GP2-like. The coding region runs from base 315 to 974 and encodes 219 amino acids. Gene Ontology annotation, biological process: neutrophil migration. Lineage: Eukaryota; Metazoa; Chordata; Actinopteri; Anguilliformes; Anguillidae. The record is from RefSeq and is a predicted model, not a curated record. The transcript has 6 exons. Gene Ontology annotation, cellular component: apical plasma membrane; cell surface.